ACAGGAAGUUGCGUUCGUGGAGGUCAAGUAAAAAAAAAAAAAAACCUCUGAAGCCAAGUAAAAUCGUUGCGAUGGUGAAGAAAAAGCGCCUGAGACUCAUUGCUGAAAUGGCCCGAAAAAUACGGGCCUAUCGAGAGCUGAAAAACCGGCCGCGGGACUCGCAGCGCUACGCGCUGGACUAUGACAGCAUGACACGUCCGUUCAGUGGUAAGAAGCUGCCUGUCCUGGCUUGGCAGGACGUGCGAAGAGAGACGACACUUUUCACGCUGCUGGCUGGCAUGCGCAUGUUUGGCGUGGGACGGCUAUUCACGCGCAAGUCGUGGCUGGACGAAAACACAGAGCCCUGCUAUUGGAAGAUAACUAAAGUAAAAGUAGAUUACACAGCAGAGAAUAUGGACCAUGGGAAGGCAUGGGGCAUUUUAACAUUUAAAGGUAAAGAGGAGGGCACAGAGCAGGAGAUAGAGAAGGUCAUGUACCAUGACUGGCGACUGGUGCCAAAGCAUGAGGAAGAAGCUUUUAAGUGUUUCGAGCCUGUGCCCGAGACCCCCAUCCAGCAUGUGCGCUACCCACCACUCUUGCGUGCUAUGAUUCUAGCAGAGCAGGCUAAGCAGCUAGGUGUGGAAGCAAGCAGCCUGCCUGAACCCAGCCUCCCUCUGAAACGCGACGUGCUGCUCAGUAAAGAGUACUUCCGCCUCCAGGAGGAGCGGGAAAAACAGGAGGGAACCCCAGUCUAAUGUUGGGCUCACAUGGCAAAGGUCAAACUUCCUUUGAUGGUGAAGAUCGUGCAUCAGUAAAGAUGAUGAUGACCCCCACCCUUUUACCUAGUAUGGGACUUAUUUGGUAUCUGAUGUAGAAAGGGCUUUCACAUCCAAAUGCUAACAUUAUUAAUUGCAAGAAUUGGUGAAAUCAAGACAGCUCAAAAUAUGGCCCUUUUUGUUUAAAGAUCAGCUCUGUUGAAUCUAUUUCUUUAGUGCAUUGGAAUCACCCUGAGGACAUUUUAGGCCUGAGCCUUUUUCUUUUUCCGUCUUAUCUGUGUGUAUUGUCCUCGUGAGCCAUGAUGACAUUUGUAUAAUUAUUUAUAAAUAAAAAUGAGCUACCAAAUAA
Electrophorus electricus (electric eel) is the source of this 1104-nucleotide messenger RNA. RefSeq names its product mitochondrial ribosomal protein S34 (gene mrps34). Gene Ontology annotation, molecular function: structural constituent of ribosome. Lineage: Eukaryota; Metazoa; Chordata; Actinopteri; Gymnotiformes; Gymnotidae. Gene Ontology annotation, cellular component: mitochondrion. The record is from RefSeq and is a predicted model, not a curated record.